Peromyscus eremicus (cactus mouse) is the source of this 4891-nucleotide messenger RNA. It is a transcript of the gene Gli3, whose product is annotated as GLI family zinc finger 3. Gene Ontology annotation, biological process: regulation of transcription by RNA polymerase II; smoothened signaling pathway. Lineage: Eukaryota; Metazoa; Chordata; Mammalia; Rodentia; Cricetidae. Gene Ontology annotation, cellular component: nucleus. Bases 1 to 4818 code for a protein of 1605 amino acids. The record is from RefSeq and is a predicted model, not a curated record. The transcript has 15 exons. Gene Ontology annotation, molecular function: RNA polymerase II cis-regulatory region sequence-specific DNA binding; DNA-binding transcription factor activity, RNA polymerase II-specific.
AUGGCUCCAACCACUUUUAAUUCCUCUAAUGGGAGCCGUACUGCCUGCAAGAGGGAGAGGCAAGAAAGGCCAAGAGAUGCUGAGAAUGUUCCUAGAGGGUCGGCUCAGCUGGAGAAGCUCACCAAGAAGUUUAUAGAAAGUUGGAGUGAGGAGAAGUUGAUCAGCCAUACUGACCGUCUAGUUGUUGAGGAUGAAAGUCCUGGACAGAUCUAUCACCGAGAGAGAAGAAACGCAAUCACUAUGCAGCCUCAGAGUGUGCAGGGGCUCAGCAAAAUCAGUGAGGAGCCCUCAACAUCUAGUGAUGAGAGGGCCUCGUUGAUCAAGAAGGAGAUCCAUGGAUCUCUACCACAUCUGGCGGAGCCCUCACUCCCUUAUCGUGGGACUGUGUUUGCCAUGGACCCCCGGAAUGGUUACAUGGAGCCUCACUACCACCCUCCUCAUCUUUUCCCUGCCUUCCAUCCUCCUGUACCAAUUGAUGCCAGACAUCAUGAGGGCCGUUACCAUUAUGAUCCAUCUCCUAUUCCUCCAUUACAUGUGCCUUCUGCCUUAUCUAGUAGCCCGACAUAUCCAGACCUGCCCUUCAUUAGAAUCUCCCCACACCGUAACCCCACUGCAGCUUCGGAGUCCCCCUUCAGCCCCCCACACCCCUACAUCAACCCAUAUAUGGACUACAUCCGCUCCUUGCACAGCAGCCCAUCCCUCUCUAUGAUCUCAGCUGCCCGAGGGCUGAGCCCUACAGAUGCCCCCCAUGCUGGAGUCAGCCCUGCAGAGUACUAUCACCAGAUGGCCCUGCUAGCGGGCCAGCGCAGCCCUUAUGCAGACAUCCUUCCCUCGGCUGCCACCGCCGCCGGCGCAGGGGCCAUCCACAUGGAGUACAUUCAUGCCAUGGACAGCACCAGAUUUCCUAGCCCUAGGCUGUCAGCUAGGCCCAGCCGAAAGCGCACACUGUCCAUAUCUCCACUGUCAGAUCAUAGCUUCGACCUUCAGACCAUGAUAAGAACAUCUCCUAACUCCUUGGUCACAAUUCUCAAUAAUUCCCGUAGCAGCUCUUCAGCAAGUGGUUCCUAUGGGCACUUAUCGGCAAGUGCAAUCAGCCCUGCCCUGAGCUUCACCUACCCCUCUGCCCCUGUGUCUCUCCAUAUGCAUCAGCAGAUCCUAAGCCGACAGCAAAGCUUAGGCUCAGCAUUUGGACACAGCCCUCCACUCAUCCACCCUGCUCCAACGUUUCCAACACAGAGACCUAUCCCUGGAAUCCCGACGGUUCUGAACCCUGUCCAGGUCAGCUCUGGCCCUUCUGAGUCCUCACAGAACAAGCCCACCAGUGAGUCUGCAGUGAGCAGCACCGGCGAUCCUAUGCAUAAUAAGCGGUCCAAGAUCAAACCCGAUGAAGACCUCCCCAGCCCAGGGUCACGGGGACAGCAGGAACAGCCUGAAGGAACAACCCUAGUCAAGGAGGAAGGGGACAAAGAUGAAAGCAAGCAGGAGCCUGAAGUCAUCUACGAGACAAACUGCCACUGGGAAGGCUGCACCAGAGAGUUCGACACCCAGGAUCAGCUUGUGCAUCAUAUCAAUAAUGACCAUAUUCAUGGAGAAAAGAAGGAGUUUGUGUGUCGCUGGCUUGAUUGUUCAAGAGAACAGAAACCCUUCAAAGCCCAGUACAUGUUGGUAGUGCACAUGAGAAGACAUACUGGCGAGAAGCCUCACAAAUGUACAUUUGAAGGUUGCACAAAAGCCUACUCGAGAUUAGAAAACCUGAAAACGCACUUGAGAUCUCACACUGGAGAGAAGCCAUACGUCUGUGAGCAUGAGGGCUGCAACAAGGCUUUCUCCAAUGCUUCGGAUCGGGCUAAGCACCAAAACAGAACGCAUUCCAAUGAGAAACCGUAUGUAUGCAAAAUCCCUGGCUGCACCAAGCGUUACACAGACCCCAGCUCUCUCCGGAAACAUGUGAAGACUGUGCAUGGUCCUGAGGCUCAUGUCACCAAGAAGCAACGUGGAGACAUGCACCCUCGGCCUCCGCCCCCGAGAGAUUCUGGCAGCCACUCACAGUCCAGGUCCCCCGGCCGGCCGACUCAGGGAGCCUUUGGUGAGCAGAAGGAGUUGAGCAACACUACCUCAAAGCGGGAAGAAUGCCUCCAGGUGAAGACGGUCAAGGCUGAGAAGCCCAUGACAUCUCAGCCAAGCCCUGGUGGUCAGUCUUCAUGCAGCAGCCAACAGUCCCCCAUCAGCAACUAUUCCAACAGUGGGCUCGAGCUUCCUCUGACUGAUGGAGGUAGUGUAGCAGACCUCAGUGCCAUCGAUGAAACCCCAAUCAUGGACUCGACCAUUUCCACGGCAACCACAGCCCUUGCUUUGCAAGCCAGGAGAAACCCGGCAGGGACCAAAUGGAUGGAGCACAUCAAACUUGAAAGGCUAAAACAAGUGAAUGGAAUGUUUCCAAGACUGAACCCUAUUCUACCCUCCAAAGCCCCUGCGGUGUCUCCUCUUAUAGGAAAUGGCACACAGUCCAAUAACAACUAUAGUUCGGGUGGGCCCGGGACCCUUCUCCCGAGCAGAAGUGACCUGUCCGGCGUAGACUUCACCGUGCUGAACACACUCAACAGGAGAGACAGCAGCACCAGCACCAUCAGCUCUGCCUACCUGAGCAGCCGCAGAUCCUCGGGUAUCUCCCCCUGCUUUUCCAGCCGCAGGUCCAGUGAGGCAUCACAGGCUGAAGGGAGACCCCAGAACGUGAGCGUGGCUGACUCCUAUGACCCUAUCUCCACAGAUGCCUCACGGAGGUCCAGUGAGGCCAGCCAGGGGGAUGGGCUGCCCAGUCUGCUCAGCCUCACACCCGUACAGCAGUACCGCCUCAAGGCCAAGUACGCCGCUGCCACUGGUGGUCCACCACCUACACCCCUGCCCCACAUGGAAAGGCUGAGCCUGAAGACCAGGAUGGCCUUGCUGGGGGAGGGCAGGGACUCAGGGGUGACCCUGCCUCCGGUUCAUCCUCCUCGGAGGUGCAGUGAUGGAGGAGGCCACACAUAUAGCCGGCGUCACCUGCUGCCUCAUGAUGCACUAGCAAACAGUGUAAGGAGAGCCAGUGACCCUGUAAGGACAGUCUCCGAGAACAUGUCACUUCCCAGGGUUCAACGCUUCAGCAGCCUCAACAACUUCAAUCCUCCAAGUUUGCCUCCAUCAGUGGAAAAGCGUAGCUUAGUGCUACAAAAUUAUACCCGGCCAGAGGGCAGCCAGCAGCCCCGAUACUUCUCAGCAUCCCCUUGUCCUCCCAGCAUCACAGAGAAUGUUGCCCUGGAGGCCCUGACCAUGGAUGCUGAUGCCAACUUGAAUGAUGAAGAUUUCCUGCCAGAUGACGUGGUACAGUAUUUAAAUUCCCAGAACCAAACAGGGUAUGGACAACAAUUGCAGAGUGGCAUCUCUGAAGACAGCAAAGUAGCCCAUGGACCAGAGGACUUGGACAUACCAGGGCUGCCAGACAGUCAUGUCGGCCAGCAGUACCCAGCUCUGGAGCAGCCCUGCUCUGAGGGCAGCAAAACUGAUUUGCCCAUCCAGUGGAACGAGGUCAGUUCUGGAAGCUCUGACCUGUCAUCUUCCAAGCUGAAAUGUGGUCAGCGCCCUACCGUACAGCAGGCUCGAGCCUUUGGGUUAUACAACAACAUGGUAGUACACCCACAGAAUCCAUGGAAGGUUGGGACUGGCCCAGCAGGGGGAUAUCAGACCCUCGGGGAGAAUGGCAGUACCUACAAUGGCCCAGAGCACUUUGUAAUCCAUGGUGGGGAUGGACCUGGCCCAAAUGGAAACGCUUUCCAUGAACAACCCUAUAAGACCCAGCAGUAUGGGAGCCAGCUCAACAGGCAGCCACUGACUUCCAGUGCGCUAGACAAUGCCUGUGGUGCUGGGAUUCAAGGGUCUAAGCUGAAAGGCAACACCUUGCAAGAGAAUGGAGGUUUGCUAGAUUUUGGGCUGUCCGCGGCACCGAAUGAGUUAGCUAGCAACACAGUGAAUGGCAUACAGACGCAAGAUCAAACGGGACAGGGGUACAUUGCUCAUCAGCUACUCAGCAGCAGCAUGCAACACCAGGGGGCCAGCCGCCCUGGUCAACAGAUCCUAGGGCCGGUCGGUGCUACCUCACAUAUCAACAUCUAUCAAGGGACAGAGAACUGCCUGCCAGGGACUCAGGACAACAGCAACCAGCCAUCGAGCAUGGCAGUGGUCAGGGGCUACCAGCCCUGUGCCAGCUAUGGGGGCAGCAGGCGCCAGGCAAUGCCAAGGGGCAGCCUCCCUCUGCAGCAAGGACAGCUCAGCGAUGUGAGUCAGACGAGCAGGGUGAACAGCAUCAAGAUGGAGGCACAAGGGCAGCCCCAGCAGCUCUGCUCUAAUGUGCAGAAUUACUCUGGUCAGUUCUAUGACCAAACCGUGGGCUUCAGUCAGCAAGACAGGAAAGCUGGUUCGUUUUCCCUUUCAGAUGCCAGCUGCCUGCUGCAGGGGACUGGCACUGAAAACUCUGAGUUACUUUCCCCAGGUGCUAACCAAGUGACAAGCACAGUUGACAGCUUUGAGAGUCACGACCUAGAAGGCGUGCAGAUUGAUUUUGAUGCCAUCAUAGACGAUGGGGACCAUACUAGCCUGAUGUCAGGGGCCUUGAGCCCAAGUAUCAUUCAGAACCUUCCCCACAGCUCCUCCCGUCUCACCACCCCACGGGCGUCCCUCCCCUUCCCCUCCCUAUCCAUGAGUACCACCAACAUGGCUAUCGGGGACAUGAGUUCUUUGCUGACCUCCCUUGCAGAAGAAAGCAAGUUCCUUGCAGUUAUGCAGUAGGCAAGGAGGACCACAAGUAGAGGUAAAACUUUGGACUUGAAAGAUUGAAUUGACUGUUUGGACCUUUUUUUUU